Cryptotermes secundus is the source of this 5738-nucleotide messenger RNA. RefSeq lists its product as uncharacterized. The transcript is spliced from 8 exons. The record is from RefSeq and is a predicted model, not a curated record. The coding region runs from base 293 to 2221 and encodes 642 amino acids. NCBI's taxonomy places the organism in Eukaryota, Metazoa, Arthropoda, Insecta, Blattodea, Kalotermitidae.
CGAGCCUUUACUCAUCCUACUCAUCUUGCUCUAAUCCGUGAUACUGUUGGACGGUAUUGGACCGUAUUGGACUGUAACACGAUAGAUAGCAUUGUUGUAAAUAGGAUGCAUUAAUUUCGUAAUAGUUUCUUACGCGUCAGCACGUAUAACACGUCGAUGUAAUAAAUACACGUAUAUAUUAUAAUUAAGAGUUCUCUGUGUUUAUGAGAAAUCAGCUACGUGUAUGGUUUCAAGGUUAUGACAGCAACACAGCAGUCAGGAUUUGUGAUAGCAGAGGUACAUAUUUUAGACAAUGGCACAACGAACUGUUACCUGCAAGGAAUGUGGCUGGAGGUGCAAGAAUUGCGCAGAUCAAACAAAUUUGCAUCUUCAUGUAGAGAUUGAGAAUCUUAAGCAGCGUCUGUUGGAGCGUGAACAUCACAUUGUUAAUAUGGAAACAAAUUUUCUCACUGAAGCAGAAAAAUUCCCAAAUGGAAGAUUUGCAGCACUCACUGAAGAAUUGUUAACUUGGCAGGAAAAAUAUUCAAGGCUGUAUGAGUCGCACAAACGUGUACAAAAGGUGAAUCAGAAUCUCGAGGACAAGCUUUUGAAAAUCGUCGAUAAGUGUGAAACGGAGAAGAAUUCUCUAACACGAGAUGUGACAAGCUUGACUCAGAAACUUGUUGAGGCCAGGGGAAAGAUUCAUCGUCUCCAAGAUGAGAAUGAACGGUACCGAAAUGAUGUGAAUCUUGCUAUUCAGCUUUUACAGUGCAAGCCUGCUAACUUUGUUUCUCAUAAAUUUGAUAUGCUGCCAGCAGAUUUGCAACAGAAAGUGCGAACGUAUGUGAGCAGUAAGCGAAGGCAGUCUGAUGGAAAUAGUGGAAACAACACUGUUGGCAAACCAGAACCAAAAAUUAUCAAAGUACCUAUUCCAACAUUUCCACCUACUGCAAUGGUAUACUCCAUCAAUAAGGUUCCAGCAGAUAAAAAUGAGGAAUCUGAUGAGAAGUCUUCCAGCUCAAAACCUCCUGUUGACAUAGUAUCAGCUGCUAUUAUGGCUAAAGUCCUGGAGGAGCGAGAACGUGAACGCCUUAACACAAAGCACUGUGACACUUGUACCUGCCCACGACAAGGUCUGGUUGAUUGCUCCACGCAAGCAACACCAGUAACGGACCAAAGCAUUCUGUGUGUGCGUUGUGCAGCCAGUGUAAGGUGUGAUAGUGGUGUUGUAGACACUUCAAAUAGGGCUAGUCAGGGACUUGUUCGAUAUGUUGACGUAGUUGCAACAAGGAAUGGCGAGGUUGCUAAUAGGAAUAUUACAAGUGGAGGUAACCAAAAAAGUGACAGCAUAUUUCUGUUGGGAACAGCCUCAAAUGAUCAAACCCCUUGUGUGAAUAUUUCCGAGAAUACUGCCAAAGGUUUGAAACAAGAAAUUUGUGAUGAAAGUCAGAAUAGAGACAGUGAUAGCAAAAUGCCUUCAUCUUCAAGAAGGAGUGAAAGUAACAAAAAUAGCAAAAGUUCAAAUAAAAAUUCUGAAAGUUGUAGGCAGAUUGAUAGUACCUGCACAAAGGGCAUUAUUAACAAGGAAACAACUUUAGUCUCAAAAAAUGGUAAAAGUUUUGUUAGAAGUGUUGAGCUUCCCAAAUCUAACAGUGACAUUUCUAAACAAGAUGCUGAAGGUAUGGAGAGAGACUGCUGCCAGAUUCCUUCUACAGAUGGUGCUGAACUUCCCAGUAACAGAGGCACUAGAGAAAUAUAUGGCAAUGGUACAUGUCAUUUGAACAGAGUGAGUAAAUUCCAUAUCAGGGGGAGUGAGACAUAUCCUGUAAGGAUGAAGAAUCAAGAAGGAAGAACAUACUUGAGUGAUGUGGCAAAUGUUGAGAAUAAGAGUGUUUCAGACGCAGCAUGGGCUAAGCAUUCCUCAGAGAAGCCGACAGUAGGUGCAGCCAGCAAAACUAUCCUUAACAAGCCAAAGAAUGCAGAGACAGUGGUCGGGCCACGCCAUUGCUCACUACGAUUGCAGGCAGGAAGCAGUAAUAUAUUGCUUGACAAUGCUACAUCAUAUGCUCCUGUACUAUACACUAGUCGCCAUAAUGGUGGAGGUGGGGAUGUUUCGUCAACAGUGCUUGUCCACACUCCCCGUUCACGAUCUGCCUCUGCCUCUAGCACUGACGAAGCCCAUCACAGGGGAGACGGAAAAUCAUCGUCGUGUGUGCACAGCCCGACAGAAACUGAACUGUGAACAUUCAUUCACCUUAGAUUGAUAAGAACACCACGAAAGCUUCAUAAUAAAAGAUACCAAAAAUGUUCAAAUAAUAACCUGGGCUAUUUACUGUCACUUUUUAUCCUACUAUCCAGUUACAGUUUGAGCUUGGAGUACAGUUUGAGCUUGGACUACAGUUUAAGAACCAGUGUUUAACCAGAUACCUUCAGCAUUAUAUAAAUUACUUGAGUUUUUGAAAAUGAUUAGUUAACUAAAAAUAUAUUUGCUUCCCUUGAAUUGUGACUAAACUGAAAAUUUUUGAUUCUCUUAAACUAAUGAAAAAACUGUAACAUUCCUUUUUAAUAAAUUUCCCCGUCAGACAUGAGUACUAAAAGUAUCAAGUGAAGAGAUACCUGCAAUUUACAAGUCAUGUGCUAGUAUCUGGCUUCUGUUCACUAAUUAUAUGUUAAUACCCAGAUAUUUGAGUGGGGCCUGGCCGCUAUUUAACAUUUCUGUGCUUUUACUGAGACUGUGUUUGAGACUUGGCCACUAUUUAAAAUUCCUAUACACGAUCUAAAAGUUUGUGACAAUGGUAUAUCAAUAUAAUUAUUGUGUUUUUUUUACAUUAUCCAUCAUCCUGUUUUUAUUUAAAAAACAACAUUUCAGAGACCAGAUUCUGUCUCCCUAUUCAGGUGAACUUCAGAUAUGUACCAGGUCUGUACUUGUUAUAUAAAUAAAUUCUAAAAAUUGCUAUGUGAGACCUGGCCACUAUUUACAAUUGCCAUGCUAGUGUUUCGCUACUACUUACAGUUUAUGAAUUAGUAUGCAGCUAGAAUUCAGGCCCAGGUUGCUGUUUAAGUUUUGGUGUUUAAUGAGAUAUCUAGGCUCUUCCAUGGAACUUAAGGGUAACAGUAUUCACUAAAUUGGUUUUAAGAUGUUAAUAUUUCCCACACAAUAGACUGUGAAAUAAGUUAAAAUAAGAACCAUUCAGUGACUGGAAUGAGAAUUAUAUAUUUCAGAUAUUACACAUAAUCUGUAUAAUGUUAUUUAGUGUGUUGUUGGUCUGAUGCGCAGUUCCAAAGAUUAUGUAUACAUAUAUAAUUUAUAAAUAUAGAAUUAUAGUAAUAAUAACUUCCCAGCAAUAAAAGCUGAGAUAUGAUGAAGCAAUCUUGAUAGUACACUAAUCAAGAUCACACAGUAGAGACAUGGGUCAGCUAUAGAUGCUCGGUAUGUAGUUGCCAAGCUUUCUUCUAAGAAACUAUUUCCGGCAUGUAAAGCUGUUCCCAGCAACGAGACACGUAAGAAUGAAUCUCUAAUACCUAUGAUCAAAUAUUGUGUAGUGAGCCACGCAAGAAACCAGCAUUAAGCAAGCAUGUUACUCCGAAAUACUGCUCGACUUUUACGAGACUGAAUGGGGUUAUAUCCUGGAAGGUAGAACUCUUCUUAGCUACUACUGUGAGAACCUCAAAAUCCAACAUUACUAUAUAAUCUAGCUACUUGCAGUAUUAUAAAAUACCCCCCUCCCCCCUGAAAUAAAAGCUGCUAUGUGUGGUGAGAAGAGGAAGGAUAGAGCCACACCUGUUUCUUCACUUUUGGCCCUUGUUCUUAUUGUGUUUUCUCUCAACUGAAAUGUAUAUUCUUCUUUUCAUUUUCACUCCUGUUUUUCAGUAAAUGUCUAUUUAUAAAGGUACAGCAGUGUAAGGUCUGCUGAUGGACACCCACAUCUCUCAGUUGGCACAAAGGCAGCGGUUCCUAAGCUGCUUGGUAGGAACUUGUCAUGUCAGUUUAUGCUUAAUAUAACCAUUUGUCACUGAUACAAAAUGUAAUUCUUUCACUGUCACUGAAGAAAAAUAUAUCAGGUCUCUGCUACCCAAUAUUUGAUUCUUAGAAUUUAAGUAUUUAAACACUGCAUUUGUCAACACAGAAAUGUUUUAUUCUAGUCACUGUUAAAGUCCAUCUGCUGUAUGAACAAGGGUAUGUCAUGCCUUGUCUAGGCAACCUUUUGGAAGAAAAUCAUCUGUAAGGAUGUUUGAAUCUCUUAUUGGCAUAUUAAUGCGAGAAGUACAGGAAGGAUUUUAGUGUGUGGACAAGAUCCAGUUCUGCGCUUCACAGUGGCCUGUGUGUGGCUUGCUGCAUGGCACAUACACAUUUUUCUGAUGAAUCAGCCUUACGUUCAGAAUGAAGUAGUUACAAUUCACAGAUCAUGGGAGGUGUUGAAAAUGCUGUCCUCUCUACAUGUAGACAUUUUUCACAGUUAAUUAUUUCAUUAAAAGAACACUGGCACAACAAUCCGUCUUGCACUUACAGCACACCAGACAUCAAAUUUCACUGGAUGACUUGAGCAACUGUGUUGUCAUUCUUAAACUAGACUUUGACACUCCACUCUCUUCAGCUACAUAUUUCAGUGAUUUUUUAGGUGCAUGUUGAAGUCGGGCCCUUAUGGCAUCUAACUUCUCAGUAAGCACUCGACACGUUUUUGUUUCUUGUCCAUUAAGAGUGCCACUGUUCUAAGUUUAUUCACCAAAUUAUGAAUUCUUUGUCUGCUGGGAGCUCUUUCAAUGCGAGAUUUAUGUUGAAAUUACCUUCUAGUAAUUCCAUGUUUCACAUGGUUGAAGUACAAAAAUACACGUUGCUCUAUGGUAUACCAUACCAUGAUGUAGUAUAAUUCACACUACACACAGACUGUAGAUGAGAGCAAAUGGCUAAUGGAGCUGAUAACUGCUGCCUACUGCUGACAAAUCAUAAACUCCCACACUGCUCGCCGUGUAACAUAGGACCAUCAAUUGGUCCACAGGUUAAUUAUGUCCCUUCAUUCCAAACGUUAUUGGUGGUUAGGCAUGCUGAGUCAUGGGAAAAAUUUGAAUGCACCUCGCAGCAAGUGCCACACCGGCCACCGUGAAGAGCAGAGGCGUGGACCCGGUCCACACACUAAAAAUCCUCUCUGUAUACGGAAAAUAGAAUCUAAUAACUUUCUAGGUCACUAACUGAAGGUGAUGUACCCAGAUUCUCACAGUGGAUGAAAUACAUCCUACAGUCCCUUUUUUUUUUUACUUUAUAAUUUUGAAAAACAGAAAAUUGCUACAGCACUCAGUAUAUUCAGAGGAAUACUAUUUUCAGAAUUCACAGAGGCUUUCCUGCACUGUAAAAAUAUUUUGUUUAUAAAAGUGAAAGUUGACGAUUCAUCUUGGUUUUACUUUGCAUGGGCUAUUUUGACAAAAGAAAUAUAAAAAAAAAAGACAGCGAAAAGUCUUUAUGAUUUUUACCAGAUCAUUACUCCCAGAUUUCCUGUGAUAACCCCAGAGCAAAUAUUUUUAAUUUAACUGAUGCCAAAAUGUUAUACAAUUUUGCAACAUGUUUCAGUGGAGAGGUUGUUUUCUGCCAUAAAAGCAAAUCUCCAGUACAAAAUACGUGAAACAUUUAAAUGAAUGUGUAGCUUCAGCUUUCAGGACUAGGUAGCAUCAAGUUUUGAGAGGUUUCUAACAUUUUAGUAAACUUUGCCAUUGCUAUCAUCAAGGUUAAUGUCCAUGAUUUAUUUCAACCAUCUUCCAGUGCAUAC